Molecule: messenger RNA, 1010 nt
Organism: Acyrthosiphon pisum (pea aphid)
Lineage: Eukaryota; Metazoa; Arthropoda; Insecta; Hemiptera; Aphididae
Exons: 3
Coding region: 483-995 (170 amino acids)
Source: RefSeq, a predicted model, not a curated record
AUUGACUAGGUAUGUAACAAAGUGACGACUUCAGUUCCGUUAUUAAUGUAACGUUUAAAAAAAAAUAUAAUUAACAAUAUUAUAGUAUUGGUUAGGUACCUAAAUCAAAAAACAAAAUAGGUUUUUAAUUGAUUAAAAUAAAAGUUACUCAUCCGUCUGUUCAUUUUGUUACACUCUGUAUACAAUGUACAAUGUGACAUCAUGUUCUAUAAGAUGUGAUAAAUCGCGAUCGUGAAUAAUUAAUAAAUAUACAAAUUUAACGGCGCGGCUAGAACCAUUUGAACAGUUAGGUAUAAUAAAAUCAAAAUUUCUCAAUAACGUAUCAUCACGAAUACAUAUCUUGUUUCCGUGGUAGUAGUGCUACGAUAUUUCUAAACAAUAUAUUAUAUAGAUACUCUACGCAAAGCGGUUUAUAACUAUAAAUUAUACAAUUUUGGGCUUUGAUAAUAAUAUUAAAUUAUACUAUCAUAUAAUAUAGCGUAAUGGAUGUUACCGUUACCAAAGUCGUGAUCUCUGUGGACCAUAAUGUGCUUAGCAUCGAGUUGGCGUUCAACAUACUUCAGAGGAAAGUGUUCGCCGACAAUAAAUUGAACGUGUUUAUUUUAACUCUAGACGUGGACAAAGUAAAAGAAACGGCUGAACAUAUUAAAAAUUGUUGUUUCUCCAACCUGAAUGAAUUAAUCGUGACCGGAGAUUACCACGACGCGUUCCGGAAGGCCGACUAUCUCCUGAUAAUGACCGAUUUGAACGUGCCGGAUCGGAAAGUUAUCGAAAGCGUCCAAAACUUAGACCAUGUUUUCAAAAAGGCUAAAUCGUUCGAUCGACUGGCCAAUCCGGAUGCAAGGAUCGUCGCGAUGGGACCGUGGUCCAACACGUGGUUACAGAUUUUCGCUGAAGUCGCGACACGCCUGCAAAAGUGCAACUUUACCGGUUUGUCUAGACAUCACGUGAGUAAAGCGUUGGGGCUCAUCGCACGAAAACUCGACGUAAGUUGAUCGUGUAUAAUAUUA